This is a messenger RNA of Ambispora gerdemannii, 131 nucleotides long. The record is from the annotation of a GenBank genome assembly. NCBI's taxonomy places the organism in Eukaryota, Fungi, Glomeromycota, Glomeromycetes, Archaeosporales, Ambisporaceae.
AGCUUCUUGAAUACUUAGAUAGUCACAAACCAGAAGAGCGGUCCCUUUUCCAGUUUCUGUUGCUUUAUCGUGAUAAAAUUCUUAAAACCCCUCCAUUCCAUGACGACUGGUAUGCUCUUGAUGGAACGUGA